Messenger RNA from Haplochromis burtoni (Burton's mouthbrooder), 3747 nucleotides. RefSeq names its product TEPSIN adaptor related protein complex 4 accessory protein (gene tepsin). The transcript has 13 exons. The record is from RefSeq and is a predicted model, not a curated record. The coding region runs from base 176 to 2014 and encodes 612 amino acids. Gene Ontology annotation, cellular component: trans-Golgi network membrane. NCBI's taxonomy places the organism in Eukaryota, Metazoa, Chordata, Actinopteri, Cichliformes, Cichlidae.
AAACAUUUCUGAGGGUUGAUUCGUCAUGUUCCAACUCCUGGUUUAACCAGAACGCCAAUAGAGUCGAGGAUUGCUGCUUAGUGUUUUGUUAUUGGCUAGCGGUCACCUCAAGCCCCGCCUUUCCAUCGUACACCUCGAAGGAAGAUGAGUAACCCGCAGCUGGGACUGCUAAAUCAUGGCAACAUUUAUGGAACGAUUAGCCUUUCUUCAGAAAGUGCCCACCCUGAUGAAGGCUACAGCAGAUGAUGAAAACCCCUGUCCUGGCUACCUUUUCCAGGAGAUUGGAAAAAUCUCCCAUGAGUCUUCAGGUUGUGGUCAGUGUUUGUUGGAAUACCUCCUGGAGAGGCUACAAGUGGAGUCCUGUCAUGUCAAACUGAAGGUGCUGAAGAUCUUUGUCCACCUCUGUGGUCAUGGGUCCAACCAUUUCCUCACAGAACUCAGAAGGAACUCCACCUUCAUCCAGCAAGCAUCCGUUUACAGCGGCCCUCCUGAUCCCAUCCAUGGCACAGCAUUAUAUGAGAAAGUGAGGAAUACAGCACAGGAAGUGGCCCGCUUACUUUUCACAGAUGUCAUUCCCUCCAAAAACAGUAUCACUUCAACUAACCUUGCCCCCCCUACAAUGGGUAUGGGAUCGGCCACUUCCCACAGAUCAGGAAUGCAGGGUUUUGGAUACAGUCCAAGAAAGCAGGGGACAGGCAGCGACUCACUUCUGGAUAAGAUUCAGAAAGCAGCUGAGGUGGUGGCGAGCGCUGUCCUUCCCCCUACUGAGCAUCAGGGGAUCCGUCUCCAUGACAACCAUUACCGGGCCGUGGUGGCGCCUUCUGCACCCAUAGAGGUGGCCGUGCCAGCGUGUGCCUAUAAUCUGCCUGCUUGUAGACCGAAAGUGACUAAGUGGUGUCCGGGGCAGGUAGGAGGUGGCUGGGAAGAGACGGACAGUGGCAACAGCUCCUCUCACAACUCCUCUCAGGACAUCGCUGCCAAUAGCAGGGCGUCGGUGGGCAGCAAGUCAGCUGGCACAGGAAGCCAAUCAGGGGCCAGCAGAGAGAGCAGUGGGGACCUAUCAGAUCGGGUGGAGGCCUUGCAGCUAGGGGAUUGUGGUCAGGAGAUGGCACUCAUCAAUAAACUGACUGAAGGCUCCAAAGUUUUCCUUUCCAGAGAGGAGAGCCAACACUUCAUCAAAGAGUGCUCCAUUCUUAACUGUGAGGUUGUGGUGGAGUUGCUGUCUUGCAAGCUUCAAGAUCCUUCCUACACCAUUAAGAUGCGGGUGCUGUGUGCUGUCGCAUCCCUGAUGACCUCUGACCUCCUCUCUCUGGAACAAAUGUUUGGAGCCACACAGCACAGACUUCGCCAGCUGAGCGAGGGCCCUCCAGGACCGGUGGCAAAUAAAGCCACCAAGAUCUUGCGACAGUUUGAGGCUUUGAUGGGCGGAUCUCUGCAUGCUACCAGGCAGGAUGCAGUGAACAGCCAUCAGGCAACAGUGAAUCAGCUUCACACCUCUAGCAGCAAUUUACUGCCAACACACUUGUUUGACAGUUUCAAACUUCAACAGCCGGACACUUCAUCUGCAGGUGUCACUCAACCACCAAAGCACCCAUCUCCCCCUCCUAGUCAGGAUCUGGCUCUGAGCCACGAAUUAGCAGAAGAUCAGGUCCAACCAGUAAGGACAGGCAAGGUGAGACUGCAUGCUGAAGAUUCCGAGACUGUUCAAGAUAAAAGCACCCUUGCUUCAUGUGAACCUCAGAGUAAGCCACACCCCCAGAUCAGACUGUCUCUGUUCAGUGGCAUGGAGCUGGUGACCAAAGGAAAGCCGCUGUGUAAAAGUGAAACAUCACAUGAAGAAGUGGAGGAUAAAAUAGGCGACAGGAUAAAAGAGAUGGACGCUGUGCAUAAGUCCGAUUGUUCAGUGAACUCAUCUAUCACCAGUAAAACCAGUGAGGAUGUUCCCUCAGUUUGCAGUUCCUCUGCAUCUAAUUGCAGCCAGUCAGUAUCAGCUUUCUCCUUUCUCAACUUUUGAUUGCAGGCAACCGUUUAGAGCUGUUCUACUUUAAACCAAUGAUGUCAUCAUGCGUUGAUCCUUUUGGAAACCUGUUUAAUGUUCCAAACCAAGAUCCAACCAGUUAAGUUGUAAGUGGAUAGCAGAUUCUAAUUCAGUUUCUUUUCUUAUCUGUGUGCCUCUUCAGAAACUGUUUUUAAACAGCAAAUUGGGCCAAGAGUGAGAUUUGGGACUCAUAAAUAGAGCCUGCAGAUCAUGUCCAUCUAUGGAUGGUUUGUCUUCUUAAAGACAGGUCUUUGUCUGCUGCAAAAGUAUUUAAUGACUGAAGUUGUCUUGGAUAAGAGGUCUUUACUCUGCCUUACAAAGUCACAGGACAAUAACUGCAGAAAACAUGAAAUGAGAGAUCUUUGUAACAUUUACUUUAGAAAACUUAAGCUGUUUUUCCACCUCCGUAUCUUUAAUCCAAGACUCUUGUGCAGCUUUGCAUGACAUUACAGUUCAAAAUCACAUUUAUUUAUGUCAUACUGGGCCUCAGUGCAGCUCAUCAGUUCAUCCUCACCGUCAGAAACGAGCUGUCUUUUACUCUUCUGUGCUCAUGGCCAGAUCUGUGUACCUGAGGUGGUCUCAUUAGGGGUAUCUGCUCUCACUGAUGUCAUACAGAGACGGGUAGGAAAAAAAUGUUUCGAUCAAUCUGAAGCCUGAGCUUUUAGUUUACAAGAAUUACUUGAGCAAACACUGACCUCAUUAUUUGAAACUUCCAUCUGUUUAAGCAAAUAAAAAAACAUAAUGGGUCCCCUUUCUACAUAGUGCAAGGAAAGCACAGCCUUGACAUGUGUUAAGCAUGAGGGGGGGAAAAGAACUAAUGAAUAAAUACUUCUUUAAAAAAAAAAAGUCAUGGUUUAUGAAAAGGCUUAUUCAAUAUCUGGAAGGCUGAUCAAAUAAAAGUCCAAACCAAAGUCUAAGCGAGGCUAGUCUUCAGCAGCACCAGUUUUAGUUCCUGCAUCAUUUGCAAACAAAAAUGCUCCACCCUGCUACUUUUCCAUUUUCCCUAAAAAUGACACUUCUGUGAAAUCAUAAUGUUUAAAUAGUAAAAUGACAGAUUUAGGCCUAAAUUUAAAUCUAAUAAAGUACGCAGUUACUGUGUUUUGGCUUUGCGGGGCACACUGGUGGUUGCUUUUUCUCAGGAUUUCUUUUAUGUAACAACUUCCACCUCUGCAGCACGGCCUGAACCUCUGAGGGGGAGAACCUCUGUUUGAAAUUUGCACUACAGUCGCUUUUCUUAUGAACUCAAAUCAAAAGAGAGUUGUCUUCCAUUAUUUUUGGUACUAAGCUAUUAAGUCAUUGUAAAUGUUCCAAGUGUAAAUUUAGAAAUUUAUUUAUUAUGUCUGCUCUGUUGACUAAAAUGAGACUUGUAGAGUGCAUGAUUUAAAAAAAAAAAAAAACUUGGGGGAAUUAAUAUUUUUGGGUUAUUGUGUGUGCAUAACUAAUGUCUCGACUGUUUGAUCAUAUGUAAGCAGUCAUAAAGGAUUUCUCAUUUCAGCAAAGGUUUGCCUUCAUUGUUUCAGUUACAUAUUUAUUGCAGUGGAAUGUAGUUCAAACUACACGCCUAAAUCGUAAUUCAGUGUAAUUGUACUAUAAUGAACGCCACUGAUGUGUUUCAGUUCAGUGAACACAAGCCAAGCUGUUCAACAUGCAGGACAAUAAAGCAUGCUGUAUUUUUGUCACAGCACUAACCACUACGCAGUCUUGAUGUG